GUCACGUCCCCCGGCGCAUGCGUAGUGCCUAGCGCGGGUACAUUCAAACAAGAGAAGCGCCGGUAGAAAAGACUCGUCCGCAUUUGACGGGUUCUUCGCUUCAGAACGGGCAGCGGCGGCGAAGAAGACUCGUAUGACGGGCGUGAGAGUAGCAAUGAGUUCCUCAACCCCACAGUCGGCCGGGCGGAAAGGAAGCACCUCUUCCGACAGCGUGUUUGUGUCUCCUGGCACCAGGCGGCAGCCGCUGAGUUCCUCUGGGACCCCUGUCUUGGAGAACUGCCCCGACAAUGACGACGAACGAGAAAGGAAGCAGAGGCGGCGCUCCAGAAUUGUUGACCUGCAGUUUAGCACUGACUCGCCUCUGGCCAUACAAUCUCCCUCCAACAAACAUGCGGAAACGUCAUUGCCAGCGAUCCCACAACUGUCAAACACACAAAUUGCGGAACAUUAUUCCACAUGCAUUAAACUGUCAUCGGAAAAUAAAAUCACCACGAAGAAUGCGUUUGGCUUGUUCCUCAUUGACUACAUGACAGAAAUACUGAAGCAAAAGGAUUCGGAACUUACCAACUUUAAGGUGGCGGCUGGGACCCUCGAUGCCAGUGCGAAGAUCUAUGCAGUGAGAGUUGAUGCUGUCCAUGCUGACGUUUACAAAGUUCUGGGAGGGCUGGGCAAAGAAUCUGCACCAGCAGGGCCCGCGAAUGGCCAGGAUACAGGUGGGGACCCUGAUAGUUCAAGGAAAAAUACCCGCAAAAGGAAGCACCUCUACAAAACCAUUGAGCAGAAUCUGAAUAAUAUCAAUGCGUCUGAGACAGAUCGUAGAGUUGAGAUCGACCCCAUGUUCCAGCAAACGGUGGCCUCCUUCGACGAGUGCAGCACAGCCGGGGUUUUCCUCACCACGCUCCGCACCCACAGCGACCUCAGCGAAGCUCUGUUCGAUUCCAUGGUGACGCCCCUGGCUUCUUCUGUGGCUUCAGAGGCACCAAAUUCUUCAGCUGUGAAAAUGGCAGGCUUGAGAGCUAUUCUUCUGCAAUGUGCUGAAAAGCGGCUCCUUUGCCCUUCGCUGGCCGGCUUUCGGUUUUCUGAGUGGGACAGCGCCUCCCAUAACGAGUCAGUCUCGGCUCUCAUGGAUAAGUUUAAGAAGAGCAACCAGGUGUUUGACAUCAACGCAGAGGUCGACAGUGACUCUGGGGAUCCUCUGAUGGAAGACGAUUUUGAUGCGGACAACAUGGAUAGGACUGUUGCAAAUGAUCUUGGGGAAUUUUCCAACAAGAUAGAGGCCUGCAGAAUAGCACCAGGAAGCUCAAAGAAAGACGUGGUUCUUCUGGGAGAAGGAGAUGUGAGCUCCAUGUGCCUCCAGCUGUCGAUGAACCCCAGUGAAUACUCGUACUUCAGCCCUCGGACCAUGUCCAUGUGGAGAGGCCCGGAGCACUGGCGCUUCAAGCUUCGCCAGCAAGGUGAAGCCAACACUGAGAAACCGACCAAAAGAAAGGCUCCAAAAAAAGCCUUUGAGAUCAAUUUUGAGGAGGAGGUCAACUUUGAGCCUUAUUUCUGCAAAACAAGAGCGGCGACAACUCUGGCCAAAUCUACCCUUGAAAAUCAAAACAAAAAGGGCAACACUCUCCCUGCCGACUUCCAUUAUGACCCUGACAACCUCACCUGCCUUUUCCUCAAACCAUCCCACAGGUUGUGCAAGAUGCCACAGCAGGGCACUUCACCCAGUCGCGACGAUGAGGCGGGGGAAUACGAUUAUAAUAACCUCAAUGAUACAUCCAAUUUCUGCCCUGCUUUGCAGGACGUGGACAGUGAUGAUGAAGAUAUCCCUGCUGACUUUGUGGGCCAAGGAGGGAUGUUCGAAAUGACGGCCCACCCUGCAACAUUAGUAAACCAAGAUGGGGAGUUCCAUGGAGCCGUCAAUGGUCUUGACAUCACCACAUAUGCCGAAUCCAACCUGGUGGCAGAGCCGCAGAAGGUGAACAAGAUGGACAUUCAGUAUGCAAAGGUGGCCAAAAAGAUGGACAUGAAGAAGCUGAAGCAGACCAUGUGGCGCCUCCUGACUUACACACUGAAGGAUCAAACUGAGGACGAGAAUGAAUCUCUGGAAAAAAGUAAUGGCUGUUCGGUGGUUUCAGAGCAGAAGGUCUUCAGCAGCGUCACAAAGGAUCUACUUCACAGGCUGCCCCCCACAAUGGCAAAGAACCUGUCCAUUCCCUUGGCCUUUGCUUCCCUUUUGCACUUGGCUAACGAAAAGAACCUGAAGCUCCAGGGAUUGGAAGACUUAUCAGACGUUUUGGUGACACAAGAUGUUUAACUGGGCAAAAAUUCUGGGAACCUCAAUAAGGAAAUGGAAGGGAUGCAAAGAUGGAUGCCCUUCUUCACAACGCCUGCCCAUCAGCUUGAAGAAGCUGUAGCAUCAACCAAGUUGUGUUGGUUCAUUGGACUGUCAAAAUAAUUCAUGUUUGAAGCUAUAGAACUGUGGACAAUUGGAAGCAGCAUCGAUUGGGUCUUUAAACAUCUUCUGAAUUGUUCAGCUUCCGUCUUUUGCCAUGAUUGGUUUACUCUCCAAGUCCUCUAACAUUUCUUGAUUGCAGCAUAUAUUCAACCUCCUCUUUCAAACAUAGAUCCUGUACAUAGAAGACAUGCCUCUCCCCUUCUCUGUUUUCACAAUCUCUUUUCAGGCUGUGUAGCCAUUAUUUUAACAGACUUUCUGUACAAACAUAUUUUUGUAAAAGUAAUAAAUCUCAACAUAGAACUUC
Anolis sagrei ordinatus is the source of this 2753-nucleotide messenger RNA. It is a transcript of the gene NCAPH, whose product is annotated as non-SMC condensin I complex subunit H. Gene Ontology annotation, cellular component: condensin complex. The record is from RefSeq and is a predicted model, not a curated record. Gene Ontology annotation, biological process: mitotic chromosome condensation. Lineage: Eukaryota; Metazoa; Chordata; Lepidosauria; Squamata; Anolidae. Gene Ontology annotation, molecular function: chromatin binding.